AUGGUUGGAGAAGCAAACGAGCGCUACGUGAGACCACAAGGCCAAGCCCCACCUUCUGAUCUUACGGUCACACUGACUAUGUGGGACUUCGAUCCGUCAUGGGCGUUAUCACCAGAGCCUCUGCUAACGAAAAAAGCGAUGAACAACAGCCGCGUGAUUCUAUCGCAUGCCCUUAUCUACAAUGACGGCGGCUUUGACAUUUCUCGUUGCGGGCGAUACUUGGCAAUUUGUGCUGAUUUCUCACUGAGGCAAGCUGAAAAAGAGGUGGAAAUGGAAGCAGAAAACGAAGCUACUACAGAUUUGGAAACGAUACUUUCUUCUGUCCCAGCGACGAAUGAGUCGACUGGUGGUGCAGCAAGCCCCAGCGAAGACGUGAGCGAUGUUUCUGUAGCAAACCCACAAGUUACUGCUUCGAACGAGAGCAGCUCCUCUUCCGGUGCGGUAUCACGCGGGACGCGCGGAAGUACGGUUUCCGUGCAGACUCUGCCAGUGACCAUGCCAUUGUCGCUUCCGAUUCGUUCACCGCCACCUCGGCUUGUGGCCGUUUCCGGCAUGCACACAGGUACACCGAAUAUGCUGGCAGCGUUGCAAUCAGCCGCCGCAGAUUUAUCUCUCACCAUGGAUCAAUAUAUGAAUCAGCAAAUACGACGAGUGCGGCCUCGACUGCACCCGCCCCAUGGGAUUCAGCGCUACACUGCGGCACUUGAACCAACGCGUAGUGCUACGGCUCCUGCAGCCGUUCCCCAACAGAGAUAUUCGCAGAUUCGACCCAAUAUUGCGCUGAGUCGGACACGAUUUACUAGGAACCAGCGCAACCGCCGAGGGCGGUUAUCAUCAGAGAACCAGUCAACGUGGUUAGCAUUGAUCUCUCUCGAUCCGGAAGAGCUUGGUCGUGUCAUUCAGACGUGUCACUUAGCUGAGACAGCGGCAGGGGGUGUGACUUCGGUGAAAAUUUCGCCGACGUCAGCUUACGUACUGCUUGGCUAUGGUGUUCGAGAUCGUAUACAACGUGAGACGGAGUUCCCAGUCCACCGAGUGACACGUAUAUAUCGGUGGGAAGAUAUGGCGCUGCUGUCGCACGUGGAGAGUGCAAUGGAUGAUGUAAAUAUAGCAUUGUUUAGUCCAAUAUGCGGCGGGGGCUUCUUGUACGGAACCAAGCAGGGCAAACUUCGCGUAUGUAAUACGUUUCGAGGCGACUUUCACGACGAAGAGAAUUGCAAUGUGUUAGAUGGUCCACGUCGCUGUCAUUAUGAUCAAAACGUUAAUGGCGAAGACGAAAACGACGAGGACGAAGACGCCGAUCUGGGCGAAGAAGGCGAUGAAGAGGACGAGGACGACGAGGACGAGGAGGAAGGCGCCGAUGAUGAAGAGGAGAAUAUGGAGGAAGGCGACGAUGAAGACGAGGAGGGCGGAGGUGAAGAUGGGGACGCUGAUAUGGGUGAUUAA
Hyaloperonospora brassicae is the source of this 1446-nucleotide messenger RNA. NCBI's taxonomy places the organism in Eukaryota, Oomycota, Peronosporomycetes, Peronosporales, Peronosporaceae. The record is from the annotation of a GenBank genome assembly.